Molecule: messenger RNA, 2244 nt
Organism: Lodderomyces orthopsilosis Co 90-125
Lineage: Eukaryota; Fungi; Ascomycota; Pichiomycetes; Serinales; Debaryomycetaceae
Gene: SPT20
Product: Spt20p
Exons: 1
Coding region: 1-2244 (747 amino acids)
Biological process (GO): regulation of transcription by RNA polymerase II
Cellular component (GO): SAGA complex
Molecular function (GO): transcription coregulator activity
Source: RefSeq, a predicted model, not a curated record
AUGGCCAAUUUUGAACUCUCAAAUGGUGGUGGUAAAACUGUAGCUCCCAAUAGGAGUCCCCUUAAUUUGAAUCAAAAUCAACAUCUGGAGCUGAACCUACCUUUAAAAACUCAGGUCUUACAACAGAAACAACAACAACAGCAGCAGCAGCAACAACAACAACAACAACAACAACAACAACAACAGCUGUUAAAACAAAAGAUCAACAUCCGGAAUUAUCACUUUGCAUCCACUACUGAAGAAAUACUACGGAAAUAUUCAAAAUAUCCAGCAUCAUUGAGUUUGCAUAUCUUCGACAACCACUACCGAUUCAAUAAUUCGCAAGAUUCUCAAAUUAUACCCAAAACAUCUCCAAUGAUUAAAAGCUUCAUGAACCAUGUGUUGAAGGAAGAGAUUCCAGUGGAAUUGAGCGAAUUAUUGAAGGACUUCUCGAUCAAAUCCUAUGAUGGUUGUCUCAUUUUGCAGGUCUAUGAUCAUCGAAAUAUGAUUGAAACAUCUACAUUCAGACCAAAUUCAUCUCCAUCGAAGGAUACAAAAAGUUCCCCAAUUAUUGUUUCGAAACCAAGAACCUAUAGGAUACUACUCAGGCCUUCGCCACUAUCGCUUUACUAUGAUUUAUUAUAUCAUACCGAUUCAGCAUUGACAAAAUUUACAGACACAUUGUCAUUGCAAAUGGAGUCCGAAAUUUUGGCUUUGACAAACAGGGAGUUGGAUCUUUCAGUGAAAGUUAAUCCUUAUCAGUAUGAUUACUUGAAGCCUGACGUGGAGGACGCAUCUGAAAUUGGUAAAGGAGAAGUCAACUUUUCUCACAGAACAGGCAUCAACGUUUUUCCUCGCAAAAUUCAUCAAGAUGAAAUGGUUUUGCAUAAAUCAUCCGAAUACGAAGAGUUAAUGUUAUUGUUGUCGAACAACAAUAGACGUUUUGAGGACACACAAGAGAAGAAGUUGGUGAUUGUACCCCCAGCAAUGCCAAGCACCUCCACCACUCUGUCCAUCACAACUCCGUCAACCAAAUCUAUAAGCAAAGAAAGCUCUGUUGGAGCUGACUCAAAGGGUAAAAAGAGUGAUAAAAUUCCAAGCUCAUCUACCAUCCCUACGACCGUUGCAAUAUCUCAGAAUCCCGUGAGAACCUCUGGUCAGUUUAUGCGUUUGAGAUUGAUUGAAGAAAUACGGAAAAAGAGGGAGAUUGAAAAGAACCAACAAGAGGCGAAAAUACAGGCGCAAGCAAAUUCUGUGCAAAGCGAUAUGGUGCCACAGUCUGGUGCUAUUCUUGCAGAGCCUUCGGUUGCAUCGGCAAACAAUGCAAACCAGCCUCUUGUUGAAACUCAAAUUGGUGACAAAAGGCAACAAUCCAUGUUAUCCCAAGCCGGCAAACGUGCUAGGAAGGAUAUGAAACAAAAUCAGUUAUCUGCCCCUAUUGCGUCUCCUGCUGGUACAGGUGGCACUGUUGGAUCUACAGGAUCUCAGAUACCUUUUAUGCCCUCAAACUCCAAUUCGCAAAUACUGUCGAUAAAUAAUACCCCCUUAAUGGCAAACCCAGUUCCGCCGUCGCAACCGAAUGCAAGCCAAAUGCCGACCCCGCAACAAAUACCAAUGGGGACGCCAAACUUGGGACAGGGUGUCUUACCACAACAAAAUGUACCUCGGCCGCCUUCCUCUAUGGUGCCUCACAAUAUACAGCCAUCACCCCAACCACAUUUGCAACACGCGCCGAACCAGCCUUCUUUGCAACAACAGCAACAUCAACAAAUUUUUCAGGGUUCAUUGACCCCGGAAGAGCAGCAAAUAUUUAAGCAAAUUCAACUGAAAAUGAAUGCAUUGGCAAUGAUGAGCCAAACAGGUGUUGCCCCCAAUGGUCAGCAAUUGACCCCUCAACAUAAACAGCAGGCAAUGCAGCAGGUUAAGGUUUUGCAACAACAAUUAUUGCAAAAAUUCCCUGUGUACUUUCAAAGAUUGAGGCAAUUUCAACUUUACCAGAAGCAGAAGCAAUUACAGCAGCAACGAGCAGGAGUGGCCGCCGGAACCAUUGGUGAUGGUGGUGGCGCUAAUAUGAAUAAUCAGUUCAAUAACAACUUACUACAGCCCCAGCAUCAGACUCAGCAACAGCAUUUCACGAAUCUGCUAACACAAGGUGUUGCACCACCCAUGGCAAAUCCUCAACCGGUAAAUGCCGUCUCAUCCGCUCAGUCCAGUGCACUAGAGCCUAAAAAGAAAAGAGUGUAUAAGAAGAAAGCAGCAAAAUGA